AUGGCCUACCAAGGCAUGGGGGGAGGCAACGGCCUUCGAUCUCCUCGUGAAGAAACCUCGUUCCUUUCCUUGAAUCGCGCCGCCCAGAACCAGAACCAGAAUGGCGAUGGCCGCGCGACGCUGCACCGGCGCUUCACGACCAACAACAUUCCGACACUGAGUAUGCCUUUGUCGCCAAUCGGACAGCAACGUAGACAGGCGGCAGAGCCGACCGAGUUCACAACAGCGCUCGAGAGAAAAAGGAUCGAACACGAGUAUCUCAAAGAAGCCAAACGGCGGUUCGACGCUGAGAUGGCGCUGCUCAACCUCCAGGCUCAACACGGCGAAGCAGAGAUGGACCGUGAUGGCAACUAUGGCGGCCCUGCCCACAGCCAGCCUACAACACCACCUGAGUACAGCGAGGGCAACGGCUUUCCAUCAGCAUUGUCGCGACCCAAUCGCUUCAGUAUGCCACCCACCGUCAACUUGGGCAUGACUACGCCUCGUGGUAGCCGCGCGAACUCGCAAGUCACGUCUCCUCCGUCCAACGUCCACGGCAGCAACUUGCCUUCCCAUUCCAUGCCAGGAUCUCGCCGCAACUCGGAUGAGGAACAGGACGACUUCGACAACGACGACUUCACCCCGCUAAGCCCAGCAGCCCGCAAGAACAACCGCAUGUCUAUGCCCGUUACCCGGAUGGACUACGGCAAUCGUCCAGACCUUCCAGAUCUUUCUUCCGUUCUUGGUCACAUCGACACAGCCGGCUUUCUGUUCCGUGAAGACGACAAGUCUAGUGCUUCACGUGAGCGCAAGGCUUUCCUUCAAAUGGGUAACACCAAGGACGACUUUCCUGUGCUAGUACGCCAUGACGGUGCUGGUAAUGGCAAUGGUACGAAACUUUCUGCAUCUUCGGCUGCGCUUGAUUUGGCCCUUUCCCAAUCCCCUGGCCCGGAAGCUCAAUACACUGGUUGGAAUGGAUACCGCCAUCGUCAAGCUCAACAGUCGCUUCCUGCUAACACUUUCCGCAAAGCUCCCCAGGCUGAUGACUAUGACUCUGCUCGGACUGGUGGUAACAUUGAGACCACUCCUAAGAAGAUGGCCAACAACCGCCGCUCUGUUGAGUUCAACUUUGCUCCCAUGAACGCCGACAACAAGCGCGCCAGCUUCGCCAGCCCUACGAACGGCAUGCCCAAGCUGACUCAGUCCUACUCCACCAGCGAUGUUCCGACACUGAAGAAUGGCUAUACCCCGCACUCGGAGCAACACUUUCACAACCACAACGUUAGUCUUGGUCGGAUCCCGCAGAACAACAUGCAGAACGGCAUGCAGAACGGUAUGCAGAACGGUAUGCAGAAUGGCAUGUCAAACCGCCAUAGUCGCGAUCUCUCAACUGGUACCAGGGAUGCGCAGUCAGGUCUGCACGCUAGCGCCGCUCCUUUUGGACCUUCGACCACUGCCGCCUCUCAGCAUAGCAUGUCAUCGAUUGGUUCGCCAGCAAUGUCUCAGUACUCGACUGUUUCGGCCGCAAAUAACGGCUACUAUGCUUAUGGCAUGUCGAUGCUCAACGCAGGCAUGGGCGGCCUGAACAUUGGAGCUGGAUCCGGACCUGGACCUCAGUAUGGUGGACCUCCUCAGUACGCGCCCAACGGCAUGUAUGGCAAUGGACCCCAGUUCAACCCCUAUGCUACAUACGGACCAGGUGGGCGUAUUCAGGACAGUCAAGCUCGUGUCAUUCAGACUCGUCGUCUGCAGAACGAUGCCAACAAGUACAUGAGCUACGACCUAAAGACUAUGCCCCGCCAGGAGAUCUACGGCUUGUGCAAAGACCAGCAUGGAUGUCGGUUCCUGCAGAAGAAACUUGAGGAGCGUAACCCUGAGCACAUCCAGAUCAUCUUCGACGAGACUGCCCUUCACGUCGUGGAGCUCAUGACGGACCCAUUCGGCAACUAUCUCUGUCAGAAGUUGCUCGAGUACUGCAACGAUGAACAGCGCAACACACUUGUUCGCAACGCUACUUCUGCCAUGGUCCAAAUUGCGUUCAACCAGCACGGUACUCGGGCUCUGCAGAAGAUGAUUGAAUUCAUUUCCACCGACGAGCAGACUCAGAUGAUCAUUCAGGCUCUGUCCGGAGAGGUCGUUGAUCUUAUUCAGGAUCUGAAUGGUAACCACGUCAUCCAGAAGUGCUUGAACCACCUCAAGUCGCCUGAGGCUCAGUUCAUCUUUGACGCUGUAGGCGAACAUUGUGUUGUUGUCGGUACUCAUCGCCAUGGAUGCUGUGUUCUCCAGCGCUGCAUUGACCAUGCUUCCGGCUUCCAGAAGGUUGAUCUCAUCCGCAAGAUCACUGCGCACAGCUUCCAGCUCGUACAAGACCCAUUCGGCAACUAUGUGAUUCAGUACAUUCUGGAUCUCAACGACGCAUCCUUCACGACGCCUAUGUGCCAAGGUUUCCAGGGUAAGAUCUGCGAGCUCUCGAUGCAAAAGUUCAGUUCCAACGUCAUCGAGAAGUGCAUUCGUUGCGCGGAGCCGCAAGUCAAGGCGAUGAUGAUUGAGGAGUUGCUUGACGUUGAGCAGCUCAACUCGCUCAUGCGCGACUCGUUCGGCAACUAUGUCAUCCAGACGGCGCUUGAGUUUGCUCCUGCCGAGUUGUGCAUGCAUCUCAUCGAAAUGAUGCGUCCGCUUCUCCCGUCUAUCCGUCAGACUCCGUACGGUCGUCGCAUCAUGAGCAAGGUUGGAGAGCGCGAGAGCCGUCUUUCAGCCUACACUGGUCGCACUUCUGGUCAAACCUCUCCCGGCGCGAUUCAAGGUAGUGCCGACUCAAACUUGGUGUACACUCAGACUCCGCAGUAUCAGCCCCCCAUGUACACUGCUACGGCCAACUAUGGUCCUGCUAUUCUGUCUCCGCAACCUCACCGUCAACCGCACCGCUUGAGCAACGCAUCCCAGCCUCACCCUAUGCCCAACCCCGUCCACCACCACAACAACAGCUACCAGCAGCACCAACCUCAGUAUGGAGUUGCGCAGUCCAACGGUGGUCACGGCAACUGGUUUUAG
Molecule: messenger RNA, 3030 nt
Organism: Pyrenophora tritici-repentis Pt-1C-BFP
Lineage: Eukaryota; Fungi; Ascomycota; Dothideomycetes; Pleosporales; Pleosporaceae
Source: RefSeq, a predicted model, not a curated record